Ipomoea triloba (trilobed morning glory) is the source of this 984-nucleotide messenger RNA. RefSeq lists its product as uncharacterized. The transcript is spliced from 4 exons. The record is from RefSeq and is a predicted model, not a curated record. The coding region runs from base 1 to 984 and encodes 327 amino acids. NCBI's taxonomy places the organism in Eukaryota, Viridiplantae, Streptophyta, Magnoliopsida, Solanales, Convolvulaceae.
AUGACUUUAUGGAAAAAGGUAGAAGAAUUUGCAUAUAAGAGGGUAGAUGGAGAAGAUAAGAGUGCAGAAAAUAACAAUGUAGAAGAUGAGAGUGAAGAAUAUCAAAGUGCAAAGGAAGAAAAUGACAGUGUAAAAGAUGAGUUAGAGAAUUUUGAAGGAAGUGACUAUGAAAUAGAGCAAGGGCAAGUUGAUGAUCAGGAAUUUUUGAAAUAUACGGAUCCAGAAGUUGAGUAUACAGAUGCUGGAGGGAUUGAAGGUAAUGUAGGUGAAUCUGUUAGGCCUAAUCCUCCACCUGAGUUGCCAUCUCCUUUGUGGCUUUGUAAAACUUUGUUAUGUAAAGAGGAUUUCAAAGAUGCAGUGAAGGCUUAUGCUAUACAGUUUAGAAAAGAGCUGAAGUUUAAGAAGAAUGACAAGGUAAUGUGUGUAGCUAUAUGUACACAAUCUGAUUGUAAGUGGCAAGCAACGUGUAGAAAUGAUGUUGAUGAAUCAUUUUGGAGGGUGAUAGUUUUGAAUGAUGUGCAUGCCAAUUGUCCAUGGGUGAAUGACAACAAAUUCAUAACUGCAGCAUUAGUUGCAAAGAGAUGGAAAAAACAAAUUGGUGGAAAUAGUAAUUGGAAGAUGGUUGAAUUUAGAGAGACAAUGUGUACUAAUGAACAUCAUUCCCUAAGUAUAAGGCAAGCCUACAAGGCAUUGGAUUUUGCUAAGCGUGAAAUAAAGGGUGAUCUUGAAGAUAAUUUCAAUAAAAUCUGGAGUUAUUGUUUGGAGAUCCAACAAACUAAUCCAAAGACCACUUGCCUUGUAGAGCUAUCUGAUUUAGAAGAUGGUUUCAAGUACCGUAGGCCAAUUAUAGGGUCGGAUAGUUGUCAUAUAAAGGAUAAAGUUAGGGGCAUGAUGCUUACUGCCAUUGGUAUUGAUGGGAAUGAAGGCAUAUUCCAUAUUGCUUAUGCCAUAGUUGAAGGGGAGAAUAAAGAUUCUUGGUGCUAG